UUGGUAUAUACUUUUGGCUUUUUUAACAUUGUAUCGGUGAUCUUCCUACUCAUCUACUGAUUUAAGAUUUUACCGGGGAUGGUGAGAAUAAUUAAACAUUAAUCUGUUAAAACAGAUUCCAAUAAUUCUUUUUCACACACAAAUCUUUAGUUAAUACUUAAACCUCGUAUUUCCAUGUUAAUCAAUUGAUAAAACUGUAAUUCCAAAAAAAUUGUUCGAGGGCGAAAAUAUAUCGCAAUCGAAAAAAUAAAGUAAUAAAGCACAGUAUGGAGAGGAAUACGGGACAAAGAUACGAGGAUGAAAUAACUGAGCAACCAGUAGAUUAUAGCAAAAAAUACAGUGAAAGGAAAACGGAGAAUUCCUCUCGAAGUGAUAGAUCUUGUAAAAAAGAAUUCGGGGAACGUGACUCCAAAGUAGAUUUAUUUGGAGAUUAUGCUGAAACCGAUCUUGAUCAGCCAACAGAUUAUAGUUUACGAUACGCAGAGGAUGACACUGAUGACGAUGAGAAACAGAGUCCUGAAUAUUUUCCUGGAAGCGUUCAGGAGGAUACUGUAAAGACUUAUUGUACAGAAGGAACUCCGUAUGAGACGCCUUUCAAUUUUUCAACUGCGACUUCCAUGUCCGAUUUACGUCUAGAGAAUGCAAAGGAAUCUGUUGAUUCGCAGAAGAAACACAGCAAAAAGAAUGUUGAACUUAGUCGCAAGGAAGAUUUGAAUUAUGAGCAUCCAAUGACAAUUAAUUGCAAUGAAGACCGUUCACUUCUUGUUGAGAAAGAAUUAGAAUCCUCUAAAAAUGCCGAGACAUGUAAACCUAACUGUCUUUCUAAUGAAAAGUUAAUUAAUUAUUAUCAAGCAGGAACAUCUGAUGGUUUUUCUCGUGCUAAUUCUCUCAGCUCCCUUGGUAGUGCGAUAACACAAAGGAAUAAUGUUAAUGGAAUUAUUUCCAAAGAACCUUCCACGGAUUCUUCUGAGAAAGCUGAUAAUGUGUCGGAGAGAGCAGAUCGCACUGCAGCUAGCACUAACAUCAACAUAUUACGUAUUCCUGAUGAAACUGAUAGUUCUACAGAAGGAAAAAAUAGUUCCAGAGUUGUAGAUAAAGAAGGCAAAAUGGUUACAUUCAGUAGACAAGACUACUAUGCAGAACAAACUCCUUUAAUGUUUUCAUGUUGUAGUUCUCUAGGUUCAUUGAGUGGAUUUGAACAGCAUUCUAUACAUGAUGAUCGUAGCUCCAUCAUCAGUGAUUUCAGUCGCAGGACCAGUGGUGUUGUGUCUCCAAGUGAAUUACCAGAUUCACCAACACAAACUAUCCCUCCAAGUCCUCGUAAUCAUAAAAAUCAGUGUACAGAUUUUAUAAGCAAAGUACCAGAAGAAGCAGUAAGACAGCCUGUUCGACAUUUAUCAUAUUCAAAGUGUCAUGCGCUAAGAACCAGUGUUUUCGAGGAUGACAUUGCCACAUUUAAGGAGGAAUCAACACCCAUUGAAUUUUCUACAGCUACUAGUCUCAGUUCUUUAACUAUCGACGAUGAAAUGAAAAUUCCCAAUAUAUCUAAACCUCAAAAUGAACUGAAAGAACCAUCUAAUGAGCUGGAUAAAGAUAUUAAAGAAAAUUCUUUAGAAGAAAAAGUUAGUAAUGUAGAAGUUGAGAAGGAUCAGGAACAAGUGAGUGAUGGUGAUGAAGAUAAUGAAGACAUGUUGGCUGCAUGUAUCAGCAUGGGAAUACAAAAUAAUAGAUAUAGACAAUCUUUCAAAACGUCUACUGUCCAGAAACCUAUACAAUCAGAGUCAUCAAACAUGUUGGUACGUUGCCAGAGAACACCAGUUUUAAACAGACUGGAACCUUCAGUUUCUGUUGCUGUCACUUCCGCGGAUGCUACAGUGACAGCAAGUACUUCAAAACCUAGCAAGCCCGCAAUAGAAGUUGUUGCUGCUCCAGAUACCGUACAUGUGUAUUGUACAGAAGAUACACCUGCUGAUAUUUCUCCAGUGGGCUCACAAUCGAAUCUUUCUGCCUUGUCUAUGCCGAGCGUCCAAGAAGAUGUAGAAAGGAUCGAAGAAACUAAAUCUUCGGGUGAAGUCGAGUGCCAUAGAAACGAUCUGUCCGAUGAAAGUUCUAAUCUCUCUGGUGAAGAUGAGAAAAUUCUAGAUGAGUGCAUUCAGUCAGGAAUAUCGAAAGUUAGACAAAUAACUCCACCACCAACGAGUUGCCUUCCCUUUGUACAGAAAACAGAAGUGCUAACACAGAGAUUCAACAUAUGUGGAACACCAUCAUCGUCCCCUGUAGAAAGUGCCAACAAGAACCCUGCUCUUCGAAAAUCCAUGUGUCAUACAUCAUUGGAUCACGAAAAUGAUCCUUUUGGCGACAGCCCUAAUCAUUCGGACGAUGAAGCCAUUCUCAGUGAAUGUAUAAGAGCGGCCAUGCCUAAGGUUAAAUUGAAUAUUUCAACACUUAUAGGACAAGCAUUGCCGCAAACCGCGGAGAAAUCGAAGGUGACGGCUUCAAGAAAACCAUCGUCGUCAUCGUCUACGUCGUACCGUCAGCCAGGAUAUAUUGAGGAUAAUAAACAUCAGUCUAAGAAGUCUGCACCAUUCGAGGAUAAUUUAGGCCUUUCAGAGGAAGAGGAAGACAUCAUGCUGGCGCAGUGUAUUAAAUCUGGUAUGCCAAAGGCGCUGAAUGUUUCAUCAAAUUCGUCCUUAGUGUCCGUAAAGAAGCAACCAGAAUACUCAAAAACGAGAAAUAUUUCCAGUACUUCAUAUUAUUAUGUGAAUAAACCCUAUCUGUUUGGAAACACAGUGGUGCAGACCCAGCCAUCACAUAAACCCAUAGAGAAUGAUCAUUCUCUGCACAGAGGAACUUCUUGCACCUUCCAUUCCACGAAGGUUCAAGAAAAUAGGAGACAUAUUGUUAAAAAUGGUGGAAUUAAUACAUAUGAAAGAACAAACCGUGUGGCAUUAUACAACAGGAAGUUUUCUCAGUCAGAGCACGAAAAUAACAACAUGAACGAAAACAUUCUAAGCACUUCACGUUCCGAGAUCCCUAAUUGUAGGUCCCCAAUUUUAAAUGGUGAAAAUGAUGACGAUGAAUUACGUAGGAAUACAACGAAGUCGAAUGUAGUACCUUCAAGGCAUAGUUCUGUGAGUUCUCUUAGUGAAGAAAGUUCUCUUGGAUCCAUUGAGGAAUGGGCUUUUCUGGAAUUGUGCAUUAGUUCUGGGAUGCCGAGGAACAAGUACCGACUGAAGGGAAUGAAAAACACAGAGGGGAAUGUCAACGAAGACAGUUGUUCGAUAUGUAGUUAUAAUUCGUACGUUUGUAAAACCUAAAUGAAAAACAAAAACUAAAAGUCCCACCCAUAGAAAGAUUGAAUACCUUUUUAUGAUAAUCCAUAAAAGGAUGACGAUCAAGGGUGUAUAUUUGGUGGGAUAAGCAAGUGAGAUUAUUAUAAUUCUGUGAUUGACAGAAAUUUGCAAUAACUCUGUCCAACUCCUAGCAUACAGAAUACUUCAAAACUACAUGUUAAUUAAGUAAAGUGUGAUAGGAUUAUGAUGAAAACUUGAUUAACAAAAUUUUUCGUUCAAGAAAGACGUUUCAUUUCGCUUUAUUUGUUUGUAAUAAGAUUGCGGAUGUUUAUGUAAAUUCACAUUUUUAUGAAUAUAAUUAAAGAAAUGAAAUCUAAAUUUUUUAUAGGCAUAUAUUUGUCUAUAGACAAAUGUCUUUUUUUAUAAGUAAAUAUUUGUUUUAUCUUAAAUAUUUAAUAUAUAUUUGCGUACUUUGUGCAUUGUAUGCACAUUGCAUUUUCAAAUUUCCUAUAAAAGCAUAAACUUCCGCAGUCUAAUGAUGAGAUUAGGAAGAUGUAAGUUUUAAGCGACUAUUGAUUAGCUACAUACAUCAGAUUUUUUUUAUGGGGAUCAGAUUUUGUAUAUAUUAAGUCGCUUAUUGAUUGGAUUAGAAUUUGUAAAAAAUGAAGCGAAAUGGGAAAUAUGUUAAUUAAAUAAAACAUAUAUCUUUUUUCAUUACUAUUUACUAUCACUUACUUCGCUAAAUUAUAGUUUUGAAACACUAUAUUGUGCAUUGAAGAAGCAUAUAUGAUUAUCUUAUAUAAUUUCUUUUUAGUUCUUUAUAUGAGAUCAGAAGAUAUUUCUUAUUUCUUCUCAUUCUCAUUUAUUAUUAUUCUCAAGGAACGAAUGUUUACAGAUUAUCGAUGACUUUUCAGGGGAAAAAUUAUCGAAUUUCUGGAAUAAAACGGGAUUCGUGGUUCAUGUGUAAUGUAUGUACUUGCCGAAGAACCAUUGUGAGGUUUCUUUUUUAGCUUAGUGUAAUCUAUUAUAUAUUUUUUACAAUUUAUUUUUCCUAAUGAAUUCAGUGCUGCAGCAUGUGAUAUUUUGUUUUCAUGAAGUAAGAAACAAAAUCUAGCUAGAAAUAAAGAAAUUUUAUGGUUUGGUCCAGCUUAGGUGCUUUCUUUAUUGCAAGUAUGAAGUUACUGACUAAAAAAUAUAUUUAUAAUAGAUCAAUAAUUUCAAUUGUUAUAUUAUUAUACCUUAAUAAAAUUUGCAACUUUAUUGUUAAAGCA
This is a messenger RNA of Bombus pascuorum, 4564 nucleotides long. Its product is annotated as adenomatous polyposis coli protein-like. NCBI's taxonomy places the organism in Eukaryota, Metazoa, Arthropoda, Insecta, Hymenoptera, Apidae. Gene Ontology annotation, cellular component: beta-catenin destruction complex; catenin complex; cytoplasmic microtubule. The record is from RefSeq and is a predicted model, not a curated record. Gene Ontology annotation, biological process: positive regulation of protein catabolic process; negative regulation of canonical Wnt signaling pathway; Wnt signaling pathway. Gene Ontology annotation, molecular function: beta-catenin binding; microtubule binding; gamma-catenin binding. The transcript is spliced from 8 exons. The coding region runs from base 267 to 3317 and encodes 1016 amino acids.